Messenger RNA from Phytophthora nicotianae INRA-310, 2053 nucleotides. RefSeq lists its product as hypothetical. The transcript is spliced from 4 exons. Bases 88 to 1980 code for a protein of 630 amino acids. Lineage: Eukaryota; Oomycota; Peronosporomycetes; Peronosporales; Peronosporaceae. The record is from RefSeq and is a predicted model, not a curated record.
CAAGGCAGAGACAGUUUCACAAGGACAGACGGUCAAAAACUUUUAGCGCCAUUUUGGAAAACAAGAAGCAGCGGACGCGAUCUCUCGAUGGCUCGUAGCGACUCGCUUAAGCGCGUCUCGCCCACGUCGUUCGAGUCGGAUGGAGGGGAAGGUGCCGCUAAGAAGAGCAAGACCUCAGUAGACGUUGCGAGCGAGGCGGCAGCUACGGUGCGCAACGGUCCGCUAGAAGCGGAGGACAUUGGGACAGACUUCGACGUAGGGGAAGACGCCCAAACGUCCGCUUUAUCGACCAAUAAUGGCGUUAACGACAAGCAAGAAGGCGGGGAACAAGUCGUGGAAAUGGCUGAUGCCGAAGCCUCAGAGACGCCUGAAACCAAAACGAGCACGAUAAAUAAUGUAGCCAAGUCGUCCUCCAAGAAACCAGUCAAAAAGCGCGCGAAACCUUUUGGCAAGGCAGCAAUUAACGGGAAGACAGAGGCUAAAGGCUCUGCUAAGGCCAAAGCGAAGCCCAAACCCAAGACUAAAGCGAAAGCGGCACCUAAACGGAAGGUGCGGACACAGGGAGACAAAGUGAAGGAGAACGCGCCACUGGCCACGCCGUUCUUCGUGGAGACGGGGGCCGAAUGGAACAACACGAACAUCGACUUUGACGAGCUGAAUACGCUGAGAUCGAUGUGGGAGCUGCCUGCUGCUUGCCACAUUCUGUGGCUGCUGCAAAGUCCUCUGACCCUUCGCUUCUCCAAUACGUUGCUCGAGUAUGAGGCAGCAUUGCUGAAACCCGAGGACAGUCCCGUACUGGAAGACGUGUUCACGAAACUCUUGCUAAAGAAAAGUGAACGCGCGUGUCUGAGUGCUGGCAUUGGACUGAAGUACGAGUGGUGGAACAAACAGCUGCGGAUUUACUACCUGGACAUGUACAACAAGUGGUACGCACUACUGCGUAAGGCUGGCGAGCGACUACCGGAAAGCUUUUCACAAGAUGAGGACGAUGAAGACAGUAGCGGCUCGGAAAGCAGGACCGAUGAACAGGUGGAUGUGGAACUCACUGAUGACGAGUGGCUGACACUGGACAUCCUGAAGGCGCGUCUUGAAACACUCGGCGUGGUUUGUCCCCUGAAGCACCAGUCAUUCGCUGACUUGUCGAUUGAAUUGCGGUGCAAGAUUCUCCUGAACUUGUGCGAGGCCGUGGUGGACGACCCAGCUAACACUGAAUAUAUGCGUCAGAUGGAAGAGGACGAUCUGCGCGUGGAGCCGUUGGGUAAUGACCGCGCUGGGAACUUGUAUUAUUUUUUCCCGCAGUUCUACGAGGAGCGGCGGUUGUACAGAUUGGAACCGGAGACACGACAGUGGGUGCUCUGGGCGAAGGGGGACGACGCGUUCCGUUCCAUGCUUAGGGCGAUGCAGGGCAUUCGUGGACGUAAAAUUCGUGGCGAGCAAGAACUGCUGGAUCACUUGGAGGUGAUUGUGGAGCAGAUUGAGGACGAGGACGAAGCCCGUGCUCGGCAGCUGGAGAAGGCCAAUCGACUGGCCAUUCUCGAGGCGAUUCCACGUAAGCGCUCGCUGCGUCUGCAAGUGAAGCAGUUGGAGAAGAUGGAAAAGCAUCAGGAGGAGUUGGAACACCGGAAAGAGAUGUCGAUGGAGGAUAUAGCAGAAAUGAGGCGUGCCGAGUUGCUGAAAAAGGUGGAGCGUGAAGCUGAGAAGGAGGCACGUGACGCUGAACGGGAGGCAAGACGUUUGCAUCGCGAGCAGGUAGAGCGGGAAGAGGCACAGGCUGAACGAGAGAAGCGUAGAUUGCGUCGAGUCGAGAAGGAGCAGGAGGAGGAGAGACUCGAGCAACAAGCUCAGGAGGAACGCAGAAAGCAGGAGGAAGCGCGCGAGCUGCGUGCUCGACAGCGGAAUGCGGACGAGGAAUGGCAGCAAGUAGAGCAGGAGACAGCGGAAGCUGCAGCUGAGCAGGUUACAGCGUCUGCGAAGCCUUAGCGGCCUCAACAUACCUUCAGAAGAAAAAUGCACAUUCCUCAGUAAAAAAAAAUAGAGAUCAUUGCAAGUGACA